AUGGAUACUAAUCCUAUUGUAAAUAUUCAUAAUGACGCAUCAUCAUCAUCAUCAUCUCCAAUAUUGCAUAAAGAACAAACAUUAAAUGAAAUAUUCGGAGUUAUUCAAAAUGAUGAAUCAAGUAUUGGGGUGAAUUUUCUUAAAUUUAUGAACUUUUUUCAAAGAACUGAACAAUUUCAUCCUCUCUCCGAUCAAGAAAAACACUCUGGUAAAUUUAAAAAGAUUGCACUUUCAAUUAUUUAUCACAUUCUUGAUAGAGAAUUAAUUUAUUCUACAAAUCAAUCACCAAUUCUUAAAUUAUUUGAUUUAUCACCAUCUGAAAUAUUGAGAAUGAAUAAUUUAAUGAAUACUACAAGAGAAAUAGUUUUAAAAUUAUCUGAUUCAAUUAUUUCACAACAUUUAAUUAGAAUUGAACCAUUAGAGGAUGAUAAUGAUGAAUUUUCACUUCCACUUAAACAAUUUGUUGAAAAACAAAUGUUAAGAUUGAAAGAUUUUCUCAUUCAAAUUGUUAAAAUUUACAAAACUAGAAAAUAUAAUUUGAAAGAAUUAGGGUAUGAUAAAGAAGGUAACAAGCAACCACUCAAAUAUAUUGUAAUUGGUUCUGGUCCAAUUGGUUUAUUAAGUGCCAUAGAAGCAUCUUUACUCUUACCUAAAUUAUAUAUUAUUGAAAAGAGAACAAAUUAUUCAAGAGAUGUUUGGUUUGAUUUGUAUCCUAAACCAUUUAGUCAAUCAGUUGAAUUAUUGGACGAAUUAGCUUUUUCAACAGAAUUUCCAAACUUGGAAAUUAAAAUUAGUUCAGUUGCAGAUUCUGAUGGAGAUGAAAGAAGAACCUAUACUGUCAGAUGCCAAAUUACUCAAAGAUUUUUAUCAAAGGUUAUUUAUUUAUUAGAUAAUGUAGAAUUUAUAUUUGGAUCUCAAUAUAUUAGUCAAUGUAAAGUGAAAAUACCAAAAGUAACCAAUCCAAAUUCAUACUCUCAUAAUUCAAUUCUUGAGAACAGAUGGAAGGAUAUCGGAUUUAAACUGAACUCAGAAAGUGAAUAUCAAGUUGCUCUAUUUUAUCAUGGUAAAUCAAAAGAAUGUUACUCCCAUAUUGAUUAUAUGAGUUUCAAUGAAACACAAGAUUUAUGUUCUCAAUUUGGACAAGAAUCAUUCUUAAAUUCUAAAUGUAAAGUUGAGAGAAUACCAUUUGAUAUUCUUAUUGGAAGUGAUGGUUUAUAUAGUACUGUAAGAAGUUCACUCAAUAUUACUACCAGAGAUAUUCAUUCUUUUGAUGUUUCGAAUACGCUUUAUGCUCAAACUUUAUCAAGGGAUCAAAUUCCAAAAAUUACUGUAAAACCAAGACUUGAACAAGUUGCUCUCAUAAUUAAUUUUAAGAGAACUGCUGAUAAUGACUGUCCAGAUACUGCCAUUGAUGAAGAUACAGGUGAAUUUAUUGAUCCUUGGAAACCAAGUUUGUUAUUAGACAAUGUUUGUAGUGUUUUCAAGAGAUUUUAUGCUGGCCAUUGUCACAUGCAAAUUCUAUUUGAUAAUAAUUAUGGUCAAAAGGCAAUUGAAAAAUACAUGCAUGCAAGAAGAAAUGCACUGAAACAAUUAUUGGACAAGAAUAAGGAAGGAUCAGUAGUCAAUUCUGUUAUUUUAGAAACUGAGGCCAAGGAAAUUAGAAGUGCUGCUUUUGCAGAUGCUUCAAGAGAUUCAUCUUAUGAUGACUCCUCUAAUGGUGAUACAAAGAGAGUGAUUCCAAAUUGGGAGGAAGAUGCUUUUGAUUGGAUCAAGAUUAUGUCAAUUGUUAAUACUGUUCUUGCUGAACCUUACAAGAAUGUGAAUGAUUUUAGAGAGGCAAUUGUUAAUUCUGAUACAUUUACUGGGGAUAAACAAUUGGAGAAAAAGUAUGAUAUGGUUCUAUUGAGAGUUGUAUUACAAAAAGCAGAGAAUUUGACAAGAGUAAUUCAAUUGGACAAUCCAACCAAUCCGUAUGCAAUUAAUAUUCUCAAAGGUGAUUCAGUUGCAAGUGCUCAUUUUCGUCUUGGUGUUGGUGUUAAUAAUGCCUUUCUAGCUUUUGGUGAAAUUACAACCUUAAUUCGUAAUUUGGUUUUACUUGGACAAGAUCAAAAUGUUGCUACUUCAUCUAUCACAAAGGACAAUCUUGAGAAGAGUAUGGAAAUUUAUGAAGAAAAAGCACAAUUCAGAUGGAAUCGCCUUAUUAACUAUAUGGCUACAGCAAUGUAUUUUGAAUCGUUUUGUAAUACUGUGGUGUUCAUUGACCCUGGAGAAUAUUUCGGAAUUCAAACCAUUCAACAGAAGGAUUAUGAUUCUCUCGACUACAUUCCUUUUGAAAAUUUAUAUCAGGUCAAAAGAUUUUGUCAAGCACAAGAUAAACAAUCAUUGUGGUGGAAUUAAUUAUGGAGAGGACAACAUGAUGGUCGGGAAAACAUUACCUGCUUAUUUCACCUCCUUCAUUGUCGCCGACAGAAUGUUUCCCCAUAAGACAUUUCAUCAUAAUAUAAUAAGGACAGUGAUACUAUCAGACACUACCAAAUAAACAACAAUAAUUUAGUUAG
Messenger RNA from Naegleria gruberi, 2558 nucleotides. RefSeq lists its product as uncharacterized. Bases 1 to 2397 code for a protein of 798 amino acids. Lineage: Eukaryota; Heterolobosea; Eutetramitea; Acrasida; Naegleriidae. The transcript has 2 exons. The record is from RefSeq and is a predicted model, not a curated record.